CUGGAAUGAAAGAUUUGAUUUUUUUUACCAAGGUUAUGUAGUACAUUCUGCAACUUCAUUUAAGACUGAACGUGGUGUGUACAGAUUUACCAUAGAACUGCUCAUUGUUGCUGAUUAUAGUGAAUUCAACAAGUGGUACCAACUGACGUCAGCCUCGCUGUCACAUUCUCAACGUGUAAACGAGGCUACCGAGAAAGUGAAACAGUAUGCUGCGGCGCUCAUACAUUCAAGUAAUAAUGUGUACAGAAGUCUCGAGUUGCACAGUAUAUACAUAGACAUCAAGCUUGUUGACGUCCUCGUCAUGACC
Molecule: messenger RNA, 307 nt
Organism: Ruditapes philippinarum (Manila clam)
Lineage: Eukaryota; Metazoa; Mollusca; Bivalvia; Venerida; Veneridae
Exons: 3
Source: RefSeq, a predicted model, not a curated record